Molecule: messenger RNA, 2324 nt
Organism: Amphimedon queenslandica
Lineage: Eukaryota; Metazoa; Porifera; Demospongiae; Haplosclerida; Niphatidae
Product: LMBR1 domain-containing protein 2-like
Exons: 13
Coding region: 50-2203 (717 amino acids)
Cellular component (GO): membrane
Source: RefSeq, a predicted model, not a curated record
AGUUUUGUAUCGUUUCCGUAUACCACCGUGCACUGGCCUCUAUUGUUGAAUGGAUGUUUUACCUGGUUUUAUUCUCACAGGAGAGUUUCUCCUCGCUCUCCUCCUGGCUGUAUACCUCCUGUACGUUUACUCUGACAUCAGGCGGCAGAAUCCAGUCGUUACAGGCUCUACACUGUUGAUAUGGUUCCUCUCCUUUGUCAUAAUAUUCCUAUUGCCAGUGGACGUGUCUUCAGCCUUUUUCAGACUAUGCUUAGAUCCAGGAGGUUCUACUUCAAGAGCUUACAAUUUUACUGAUGGCGUCUCAGAACCUUGCUCCACUCUUUAUUGUACUGGAAAGUAUACUUUCGAUCGUAACUCAAACUUCACUGGAGUCUGCGAGUCGAGACAAGAGGAGUGCUUCCUUCCUUAUUCCUUUAUUUGUAAACUACCACUCGAGGUUUUGUGGUAUCUCAUUUACUGGCUCUUCUUCCUUCUGUCAUGGAUUAUUCUACCAUUGAUCCAGUCAUAUGUACUGGCUGGUUAUUUUACAGUUUGGAAGAAACUAUUACGAGCUUUAAUAGAGAAUGCUAUAUUCUAUAUAUCCCUCCUGGUCAUUGUAGUGAUACUCUUCAUCUAUGUAGUACUAGUGAAGAAACUAAUAGCACUUACUGAGCUACCAUACAUCAUUGCCACUGCUUCCAAUACAUGGGGUCUGAUAAUAUUAGCGUUUCUGUUAGGAUACGGCCUUGUGGAGGUCCCCAGGAGUCUCUUCAACGCCUCCAGACACAACUACACGCUCAACCACUGCUACUUCAGGGCAGCUAAACUUUACAUUGACAUGGCAGAAUCUAAUGAAACUCUACAAGAAUUGACUGAAGUAUGUGGAGUGUGUUAUUUGGAUCUAAUAAUUAAGAAAUUCCCGUCAGACACUCAGUCAAAUUUCAGUCGUGGUCAUGAUGAUUAUGAGGACUACACUCCGAGUGAAGACGCCCUCUCUAAGAGUUCUUUAGAGAAACUUUAUAAGAAAGUAACGAAAGCUAUUCGGCUCUCAAACUCAACCAAAAUUCAAUGGAGUUCCCUUGCUGAGCAAACUCUUGAUUUGGAGGACAUUGAGACUAAUAAAGGCUCUGGUAGCAGAAUAUUCAAAUCUUCAGUCAGAGGAAAAAAGAAAUUCUUUGAUCAUCCAUUCAUUCGCAGUAUAGAAUGGUUUUGGAAGGUUGUAUUCAAGCGAUGGGUCUACAUAGCUAUUGGAAUCCUCCUCUCUUUUCUCUCCUUAUGUAUCGUCUGGUCCCAGGUCGUGUUCUCUCUCCCUCGAUUCUCAAUAUUUGCACUGUUAGUGUACGCCAGCCAUCAGAUGGGAAGAUACAGUGCUAUUGAGAUUCUCUCUGUGCUGGUGGUAGCGUAUCUCAGUUUCUGUGCCUACUAUACAGUUUUUAAGAUCAGGAUUUUUAAUCUGUACUUCCUCUCCCCUCAACACAAUACUGACGAAUAUUCACUACUUUUUAGUGCAGUUCUCUUAAGUCGUUUGGCUCUCCCCAUCUGUCUCAAUUACCUCUACAUUAUUCAAGUCGUUAGACUAGAACACCACGAAGAAGACGACCAAAUCCCUACCACAGCUUUUGCAGAAGCAACAGGUAAUACGCAGCUGAUACCCUGGCUGACCAGUUAUGCUUACUGGAUGUACCCAGUAUUGAUACUGCUCGUUUGUAUAGCAACUCUGUUUUCACUGGGUAGUAGAUUAGCGUCUUUGCUCGGGUAUCAAAAGUUUAUGGGUGAAGACGAUUUCUCUGCAGAUUAUAUUGACGAGGGGAAAGCACUCAUGAAAAGAGAGAGAAGACUUCGGGAGAAAAGUGUGAGAGAAUGUGGGCGUGUCCUUAACAAGCAGUUGCAUGAAGAGCGUCUAUCAGAGAUAUCAAGUGAGGAUAAAGACACUAUGAAAAAAUGGAGGGAGCACCGAACCAAACGAAUAAACUCCCUCGAAGAAGAGGAAGGUCAUAUCGACAGGUUGUGGGGUAAAGCAAAAGGUUUUGCUUCUCGUAAGAAAGUAUAUCUACCUAAAGCAAGGUUUAAAUCAACCGGAGGUGGGCGGAGCCAAGACGGCGAAGACGAUGGAGACACGUUGGAGCUAUUGGAGGAGAUACCGGCAUCAAGGAAUGGCUAUCGGAAUACUGGUGGGGGUGGGACGGGCAUUAAUAGGAAUAAGGGGAUUUUUGAUGACUUGUGAGUGGGCGUGGAUGGUGUGCAACAAUUAACAAUAUUUAUUAUUUUACAAAUCUGCAUAUAAUCAACUGUUUUAAUUACAAUAAAAGUGAGUAUGAUUUUUGAGUCAAUAAAUUUAAAUUUUA